Molecule: messenger RNA, 1314 nt
Organism: Aspergillus sclerotioniger CBS 115572
Lineage: Eukaryota; Fungi; Ascomycota; Eurotiomycetes; Eurotiales; Aspergillaceae
Product: F-box protein
Exons: 2
Coding region: 1-1314 (437 amino acids)
Molecular function (GO): protein binding
Source: RefSeq, a predicted model, not a curated record
AUGGUGGACGAUCCCCAAGCGUCUCUAUUGGGUUCGGUCUCCGGCUCUUCUGCUGAAAUCGGACCUCCGUUCUUAGAGCUUCCUCCUGAGCUUGUCCAGCAAAUCCUGUCCUAUUUAUCGGCACAAGAUCUUGCUCGCCUGUCUACCACCUGUCGCACAUUCGCCGAGCAUGCGGCUAACGAACUCUUGUGGGCGAACAUAAUCAACUCUCACCUCCCCGAGCCAAUACACGACCCUGGUGUUUUUGACUCCUUCCGCAAUCUUUACAUUGCCCACUACCCUUGCUGGUUUGUUCCUCGCAAUAAAGUCUGGUUUUCGGACACGGAGCACACGGGCAAUCUAAUCCUAGCCCGGUACGAUCACCGAAGGGGAGUCAUAGAAGCUUACCGGGUCAUUGCAGAAAGGCGUUCUCACCAGUUUCAGAUCUGGGAUUGGAACCCGGAUGUCAUUAUCCAAACCUUCAAUCCCAAAGUCGGUCUCUGGCUAGAUGAUCCAGUCCUCCUGCUGAAAAACCAUCAUGCAGGACAGCCACGGUAUCUAAGUGGUGAGACACGCAUGCCUAUGCCCAUUGAAACGCAGAAUGUCUUCAAUGCCUUUUCACUUUGCUCCGCUCGCUUGCCUUUGAAUCUUAAAGCGAUCGAACAAUGGCCCCCGCAAACCAUCCCGAGUAAACACCGCGUUUACCGUGAUGUAGGACAUCGACUACCGGAAUGGGAGCGCCACCCUCGACAGCUGGACGAUGUUUCUGAGCAUGCGUUCCGGAUCAGGAGGUGGGCACAUUUCCGAUGGGGAAUGCCCAUAUUCACCGCUGAUCGGAGCGAGACGCUGUCGACUUAUGCAACACUCGAUCCUGAACUGUACACACCCACGAAGAAGAAACCGUACCAAGGAAUCUGGGUUGGAGACUACUCGGCACACGGAUGUGAAUUUUUGCUCUUCCUACAACGCGAGCGGGCGGAUGAGCAUGCUAGUCCUGCUAAUGCUAGCGAGUUGGGUGAAGAAUCCAACCCGCAAUGCAGCCUGGAGGCAAUCAAGCUCACCGGAGACCCCAAUGUUCCUCGUGGCGAAAUAUCCUUCUCGGCGGAAGACGUUGGCCCGGGGGGUCUCGUCCGUAUCGCGGAGGAGGCGCUUUUUCAAGGGGCACGGAUAGUACGUAGCAAAGGUCAUGUAGCUGGCCUCGGUUUUAGAGAUGAUACCUUUAUCGCUUCCCAGCUUAUCCUGAUAUCGACUGAAUGUGUGGCCCACUAUUGGGAAACCAUGGGCCACAUCUCCUAUUACCGCCGUCUUGACGUCGAUGCAUUACUCCGGACAUGA